AUGCAAACUGAAGUACCUACAUUACCUGUAGUACAGUUAAAUGUCAACACAAACUUCAAUAGAACUCAAAAUUCUAAUUUAAAAAAGUUGACGGAGGAAGCAAAACCUAGUUUGUCACACAAAAAUAUAACAUGCUUUUCCUUCAACAAGAAGAACUUGCAUCCUCUAAUUGGGCAGCCAUAUCAAAAUAGCGUUCGACAGAAGGCUUCAUCAGAACAUUUGAAUCUUAAUAAAAACGGUAUUAAGCAAAGGGUUCAAUCAGCAAAAAUGUUACGUGUUAAAGAAUUACAAAAUCAAUUAGCUGAUGCACAUUAUCAAUUAAAUGAGUUGGCUAAUGAAAACAGACUAUUGAAAUCAUUACAGAAACGACAGGAUUCUGCAUUGAAACGUUAUGAAGGAACAAAUGCAGAACUGCCACGAAUUAUUAAUUCACAUCACGAGGAAUUGCGAAUAUUUCACAUUAAAUAUAAAAAGUUGAAAGCCUUGCACAAAGAGACAUGUAGUUUAAUGAAAGAAAAAGAAAAUGAACUCCAACAGUUACAGUCUCAAAAUAAACAUUUAUUACAACUCAGUAAAGAUCGUAAUCUGGGUGAGAGAGAAAAAUUACAAUCCCAAAUUUCUGAUUUAAAUUAUAGGAUAGAACAACAACAGGACACUAUACAGACACUCCACAGAAGAUUAUCUCUUGAAAGUAAAAGCUUGAAACAACAAUUACAUAUAGAAAUUUCCAAGAGAAAGGAAACACAAAAAGAAUUAGAAGAAACGAAAGAAAAGCUGAAAAGUUUAGAACAUUUAUUAGAUAACAGAGAACGCAGAUUAUACCGUAACGGACAACUAUUAUUACCUACUAAAAUUAGACAUUUAAGUACACAAUCUCUUACAAAUUUAAGAGAUAUCAGUUCAUCGAAUCCACUGAAGUUAUCGGAUCAAAAUGGAAAAUGGAAAAGCGAUGUGCAAGAACAUAGUUUGCCUGCUCUAGAUACAUUUGAAUUAAAUGAUAAAAAUAUCAAAGUUGACGAAAGGAUUAACUUGAAUAAAAAUUCAAAGUAUCUGAAAACAGAAACAAUGACUAAUUUAGAACAAGUAAGAAAAUAUCGUCUCCAAAAAUCUGCACACAGAAAAAUUCUAUCAGGCGAUUUCGAAGAAGAACUCCAAGAAUUAGAUGUUAAAGCAGAUAAAGUAAAUAAUUAUCCAGAAAGAUUAGAGGAACAUGAUGAAAAUGAUAAAAAUCCCUAUAAAAUAAGUGCACACAAAUUUAGGAAAAUAUAUGAAAAUCGAAAGUGUCAAAGUUUCAAUGAACUGAUAAAGAAAGAAACUGUUUAUUCAUCUGAAGAUGAUGAAAGUGAAGGUGAAAAUGAAAAUUUGCAUGACAAUCAAAUCGAUGUCGUCAGCAGAUCUAGAGAAUCACGCAUAAGGUUUCUUAACAGCGCAAAUGAAGCUAUAGGCUCAGACGAAUUUAAAUUGUCUACUUCUAAAUUUGAAAAUAAAUUGAACGAUUUAGCGCAGGAUAAUAAAGAUUCUAACAAAAGUGAUUCUGAAGCAGAAUCUGAAGUACGAAAAGAAUCGAUUCAACAUUAUUUUUCAUCAAACCAUUCCAAUGACGUUCUCAAAUUGAUUUCAUCUGUACAUGACGAUCAGAACCAUUGUACUGUCGAUCAAGAAGUAGAAAAAUUGACAAUUUCUCAUUUUUUGAAUGAAUCUCAAAAAAUGUAUGAAAAUUUGAUUAAUGAAAUGGGAACACAAACUAAAAAUGUGGAGAAUGAAGAUUUCUAUGACUUGCAGCAUGAUGUGCAUAUAAAUAAAGAACAAGUAGUCGCUAAUUAUUCAAUAAAUAAACCUUCUGAAGAUUUACAGAAAUAUAUUGUGAAUCAAUCUAUAUCUAAAGAAGAAAAACGAGGAGAAGGAAAUACUGAUGAUAACAGACUUCCAGCAACGAAUUCAUUCAAUGCAACAAUUACUUUGGACAAAGAACAAACAUCGAAUGUAACAUAUGAAAAGGAUACAGACAGUUACAAUGUAGAGACAAGAAACAAAUUAAAUAAGCAAGAAGUAAAUAAUGUAUUGAAAAGUGUUGAUAUUUCAUUAAGUAAUGUACAAUCUUUAGACUCUGAUUUAACAUAUAAUGUAACUAGUAAAAGUGAUAUUAAUACUAUUAAUGAAAACUGUGCCAGAAUGAAAACAAUUAGUUAUAAUAAAGAAAAGUUGUUAGCAACAAUGAAGGCUAUCGAUGAUAAUGAGAAUAUUGAAUAUUUAAAUCAAGACUACGAGAAAGAUAAUGUAAAAAAAAAUAGGAAGCAAAUAACUGAAAAUUUAUUUCGUGGUUUGCCCACUCAUAUGAAAAAGAAGGAAGAUAUUAUUAAAAACAUUUUUAACGCUGAUGGGUUACAAACUGAACCUGCGGUGUAUACCAAAUCUUCGUUUCACAGAUUGGCAGUACUGAUCUCCGAAUUGACAAGAAAGAAGAACAAACAAGGAAGUAACAAGAAGGAACCUGUUGUGCACAGAAGGCAGUGGAAUGAAGACACGCCGCGAAUACGAAUGCCAUAA
Molecule: messenger RNA, 2547 nt
Organism: Dufourea novaeangliae
Lineage: Eukaryota; Metazoa; Arthropoda; Insecta; Hymenoptera; Halictidae
Product: lebercilin-like protein
Exons: 11
Coding region: 1-2547 (848 amino acids)
Biological process (GO): intraciliary transport
Cellular component (GO): axoneme
Source: RefSeq, a predicted model, not a curated record